Messenger RNA from Gracilinanus agilis (Agile Gracile Mouse Opossum), 917 nucleotides. RefSeq names its product mitochondrial ribosomal protein S11 (gene MRPS11). The record is from RefSeq and is a predicted model, not a curated record. Gene Ontology annotation, molecular function: mRNA 5'-UTR binding; structural constituent of ribosome; small ribosomal subunit rRNA binding. NCBI's taxonomy places the organism in Eukaryota, Metazoa, Chordata, Mammalia, Didelphimorphia, Didelphidae. Gene Ontology annotation, biological process: translation; maturation of SSU-rRNA from tricistronic rRNA transcript (SSU-rRNA, 5.8S rRNA, LSU-rRNA); ribosomal small subunit assembly. Gene Ontology annotation, cellular component: mitochondrial small ribosomal subunit; ribosome. The coding region runs from base 30 to 623 and encodes 197 amino acids. The transcript is spliced from 6 exons.
UGUAACCAGCGCGGGUCUCCUGAAGGACUAUGCAGGUCUUAGGGACUGUUUGUCGGCGCUUCUUUCCCCUGAGGACGUGGGUCCUUUCUUUGGGGGCCCGGAACGAUGCCCGAGGCUGUGCUCUCCACACAAGUUCACAAAGGUCUCUGGAAGUGGUGGAGAAAACAGAAGCAGAAACUGAAGUAGAAUUGGAGGAUGCCCAGAAACGCAGCAAGUUCAGCAUUUUUCCUCCAGUUCCAGGCCAAGAGAGCUCCUUGACAUGGGGAGGCAAGAAAUAUGAAGAAAUCCCAGUAGCUCACAUUAAAGCAACAUAUAACAACACACACAUCCAGGUGGUCUCUUCCAAGAAUGAGCCACUUGCCCGAACUUCUUGUGGCACCGAAGGAUUCAAAAAUGCAAAAAAGGCCACAGGGAUUGCAGCACAAACUGCGGGCAUUGCUGCAGCAGUGAAAGCCACAGCAAAGGGAGUGAUCCAUGUCAGAGUGAUGGUGAAAGGCCUGGGACCGGGGCGCUUAUCUGCCAUCAAGGGAUUGACCAUGGGGGGCCUGGAGGUGAUCUCAAUCACAGAUAAUACCCCCAUCCCACACAAUGGUUGCCGCCCAAAAAAAGCCCGGAGGCUAUGAAGAAAUUAAUUGACUGCCUUGAGACCUGGUUCCAGUUUUCACCUUUAGAUUGACUUCAGAUCAAUGCAGAGCUGUUCCCCACUGGACAGAACUCAGGAAACAUAAGGACUCAAUGAAGGCAAAAACAAGGUGAUUUUCUCCUAAGUGCAUAUUUUGAAUGUAUGCAAAAUUAAGCAGUGCUUUUUACUGUGAAACAGUGCCUCUUUGGACAGGAGGGGGUGCUACAAGUACACUUCUGGCAAGUGUGAUCAGUUCUUUCCACAGCACUGACAAAAUAAAAUCAAUCUCACCACA